AUGGAGUUCAGGACUUUGCUUCUGCUGACCCUCCUGGGGCUUUCGCUCGUGGAGCAAGGGUUCGGACAGAGAGGUGAUGUGGAUGUACGCGAGUGGCUGUCAGCCAAAGAGGAGUUAAUUAAAAAGUUGGAGGACAAGCUGAAAGAUGUUGAAAGAUGGAGGAGUGAGGUUAAAGCUCUGGAGGUCAGACUCAAUGAAACUGUGGACGAGCUGACGAGGCAGAAAUCUGAAGUGGAGAGACUGAACAAGGAAAACGAAGGUGAGGAAUUUAUGAUGAAGUAAUCUCCAAAUUUAAGCUCCAGCUUGAAAUACAAAAUGAUGUAUUUGUCGUUUUGUUUUUUACAGGCCUGGAAACUAGACUGAAUGCAACAGAGAAGGAGGUUGAUGAGCUGAAACAGAACAGUGGUAAAGGUAAGGUGGAACAAAUUCAGCUUAAAAUAGUUUUAAAAACUUACAGGAUUAUGUUAUGAGUGAGAAAAAUCCACCUUUUUCCUUUUUCUAUAGCGAGGUCUGAUCUUUAAUUUGGUGAUAUCUUCUUCAUUAACCUUCAAACAUUAUCCGUUUAUCUUUCUGUUCACACUAGCUCCUCAGAUUGCCUUCUCUGCCUCCUUGGCAAACUUCGGUGAGAUUUACAAAGGACCCUGCACAGACAAGACUCUGAUAUUCAAAAGGAUCUUCUCAAACACUGGAAAUGGUUACGAUAACAACACAGGUACUGCUAACUCUUUGGGACGUGUGUGUGUGCAAAUGCUUUUAAGAUAUCUGAGAGUUUGCAACAAAAACAGUUGAGUCAGGAAUGUGCAGGAAUGUUUGUUUCUGGUAUUUCAAACAAGCUCAAACAAAGUUAAAGACUUUGCUGGGACUCAUGACUCCAGGGUUUUCAUGCUAAUGCCUCUUUGGUCGCCCCCGCAUAGUCAUGUCCUCUUUUUGGGAAGUCAGAAUAUGGUCACCCUAAUCUACAUACAUCAUGCUAUCGGUGACGUAAGCGAACCUGAUACAAACCCUAAUUUGUGAUGGUUGGUUUAUCGGUAUAUCGCCCUAUAGGGUUGUCAAGGUUGGUGUCACCAGGAUAGAAAGCAUAGAGGACCUAAAAACAGACAAAUAACACACAUCUGUUGAAAAUCAGCAGUUUAUUCACAAUAUUAUUCUCUCAAAGCUCACAGAUAAGCAGGUGGGCAUGCAGGUAGGCACUGAGAUGGCAUGGAUCCAGAAAAGUACAAAGCCUUGAGCUAUGAAACAGAGAAACAUGGAUAAACUGGCAAAAGAAGAAAUAAUUCAGACUUUAAUGUGUGGUAAAUGAUUGAGAAUAAAGACAUUGAGAUAUGGGAAUGUAGCUAGAAGACAGGAGCAGGGCAGAGACUCUGAAGCCCAGUUUGAGUAUCCUGUUAGAUAUUAAACUUAGAGAUCGUGUCAAAGUGUUGUCACUGUUUUCUUUCUAUUACAGGAGUCUUCACAGCACCAGUGAACGGUCUCUACUAUUUCAGCUUCAGCACCUAUGGCUACAACACUCAUGUCAUGGGGGCCAUAUUAGUGAAAAAUGGAAUCCGUCAAGUUUCAACCUAUGACCACCCUUCAGAUGACGGCUCGGACAGCAGCAGCAACUCCGUUGUUCUGCGAUUGGCUGCUGGCGAUAAAGUGCACAUGGAGCUGUGGGAUAAGGGCAGGGUUUUCGAUAACCUGAACGGGCACACAACUUUCAGCGGGUUUCUUAUCUUCCCCGUGUAA
Messenger RNA from Xyrichtys novacula (pearly razorfish), 1725 nucleotides. NCBI's taxonomy places the organism in Eukaryota, Metazoa, Chordata, Actinopteri, Labriformes, Labridae. The record is from the annotation of a GenBank genome assembly.